Molecule: messenger RNA, 2485 nt
Organism: Styela clava
Lineage: Eukaryota; Metazoa; Chordata; Ascidiacea; Stolidobranchia; Styelidae
Source: RefSeq, a predicted model, not a curated record
GUCAUACUACACAUAUCGUACGAAAAUGACUAAACCAAAAGUACCCACGGCCUAAGAAUUUGUAUAUAUAUACUCACUUCGCAUAUCGAGUAUGUAAAACAUAUCUAGGACAACUUCUCAAAGUUUUAUGCUGAUUUUUCAAAUUCAAAAUGAUUCUAACGGUACAAAUACAACUCGGAAUAUUUAUUUUUGUUCUUUUCUCCGAUACUAAUGGUUGCUCGGUGCCAGGCGAAAAAGAGUUUGAAUCAAAUUCUGGCAACAUAGUUUUUGAUCGAAAACAACCGUACCAGUACGAGAACUGUGAAUGGGUGUUUCCGACUUCCGUUGAAGAUGAUAACACUGUACUUGUGGUCCUGUACAACAAUGUAGAGAUGAAACGAACAUUCGGGCAGAGGUGCACUGGAGAAAUAUGGUUGCAACAUAAAGGAAGCUCCUCUUUAUCGUACAUGCUAAAAGGGGAUCGAUGUGGAUCAAUCAAAAACGUAUGUCACAUUUACUGGAAAUCUUCUUCACGUUGUCGAUAUGAUAAGAUUUUGGGACAAAUAACAAGAAAAUAUCCUGACUGUUCUGUAUGGCUGACAACAGAUGAGAAGCCUGUGAAUAAAAUACGAUUUCGCAGCGAAUAUAGAUCCGAAAUCAACUUCAAUAUUUCAUUUGAAUUUUUAACCUGCGCGGAAAAGACCAAAGUGGGUCCUGAAGAGGUAACGGACAGAGGGAUCUCGCGGGUGACGGAGACAUCACAAUUUUCCACGUCGUCGAUAUUUUCGAGCACGCUUGAAGAAGAAGCAACAUCAUAUAAUACAGUCACCUUUGACUCACAGAAAAGUAAGAGUUUGAGGUCAUCGCACCGGACAUUAGCAAUCUUGGUAUCGCUGUUAUCUUUCUGUCUACUUGUUGCGAGUGGAAUAAUUCUGUGGCUGUAUUUCAGACAAAAAAGAAGUCUACAGAAAAGUGACGCAACGUCAAGCCGAUACAACAAAACAGCCAAACGUGAUGAUUACGCGUCUUCAGAAUUUGGUCAUCCGAAUGUAACGUACACUGGGGACCAGAAUGAAACUGCGGAAACAGUUUACAAUGAAUUAUAUGGGCAGAAUUUUGUCGGACCUGAUCAAGACGAACCAACCUAUUCAGUAGUGGACAAGGGCAGAUCACUUAAAUGAAUAUUGUGAUGCCAUUGUGAGAGAAUUCCUCGUUAUCGCAGUGUGGUUCACAAAAUCAUUGAUCGGCUGCGGAUUCUCUUCCCAUUCACGUCCAAUGGUUAGCAAUGAUUAAAUGGGUAUAGCUAUUACAUACCUUACCUGGAAUGUUACCUGACCGUUGUCAGCCAUGUGAUUAAGCCGUUGUAUAUGAUUUCCUUUGACCCCGGAAGUAGUAAAAUCCUAACGUAAUCUCGGCGUUAAAUGCACAUUGUCAAGCAAGGUUUGACUCCGAGUUGAAAAACUUUGACUGCAACUCCGAGUUGAGAAAUUUUUGAAUCCGACUUUGACUGUCGACAUUAGCUUUGAACUCCGAGGAAAUUAAUUUCUGUCAAAAACUUCAGCCUAUACCAGCUAUCUUUAAGAAAGACGCCAAGUGGACUAAAUGAUCUUAGAGUUGCCGUAGAAAACGUUUGACUUUAUUUCAUCAGCUUUGAAAGUCUGAAACUCUGACUUCGUCGAGAGUAGAAAUGCGACUCCGACUUUAGUGAGAACAUGCCAAACUCAGACUCCGCAGACCUCAAGUUAAUCCCAACGGAAUGAUAUUGCAAAGCCACGACGUGUCGUUAAAGGGUCGCAUUCUUUGAUACGAUUCAGAUCUCAUUUUGAACGCUGCUUGAGUGGUAAGGUCACCAGAUCACAUCCAAUAUUACGAGAUUGCGAACGUAAAAUUAUAUCAUCAAACUUUGACAGACAUGUUUUACCCAAGGACUUAAAUUAGACUCAUUAAUGGCAAAUUCAAUACUUACUAUUGUCAAUGAAAUGUCAUUAAAAUUCAAGCAAUGCUUAUUUGCUUAAUUCAAGCUAAAAUGCUAAAUCGACACACCCUGUUACAACUUCUUUAAAUAGUGUAGUAGUUUAGGGUUCAGGCUGAGCCCGUUUCUAACCUCAUCAACACUUAAUCGUUACACAAAAGGGAAAAUGUCAACCUUUGUGAGUGCCUCUAGGGCAUUUGGCCGACAAGGAUUUACACACUAACAAAUCUUUGUUAAUUAAAGCAAUUACCUCGAAAACAUUUAAGAGAAUAAUUGUUAUCGAAACCUAUUUUAAAAUUUAAUAUGGAAUUACAUUCGCAAAUUGGUUGUUUUUGUUGACUGGGAGAAAUAAUUGUUCUCCCAAUCAACGUAGGAGUUCAUCCAUGUGUCCGCCGGUUGAAAACAAUGGCCAAGGUAAGAUAGUCAUGUAAACCAAUAUAUAGGGUGUCCAUGCAGUCUUGAAAUGGGAAUUUAUCGAUAUCAUAUAUUGUUUUGGCCCUCACAGAUAUAUUAAAUGAAGUAAUAAUACGUAAA